AUGCCGUUAUCAGUGUCAAUCCUCCAACAGAAGGGCCAGAAAUUGUACCAAAAAGGGGACUUCAAGGGUGCCAUUGAGGCCUUCGGCGAGGCAUUGACACAGCCCCAAGCAGACAUAAUUGGCAUACUGGACAAUCGUUCCGCUACUUACUGUAAACUGGAACAGUAUGACCAGGCGCGACGUGACGCCAAGCACAUGAUUAAAAAGGCCAAGGAUGAUGAACGAGGCUAUCUUCGAUGUGCCAAAGUGCUACUCCUGGAAGGCAAGCCGGAGAAGGCACAAGAAAUUUAUGGAUAUGGCCUGAAAAUGCUUCCAAGCUUGCACCCACGACGAGGGAUGCUGGAACAACUUCACAAAAAGCUUGAAGACAGGAUGCUUUCCAACCGAUAUGACCCCUUUUCCAUGCUCCCUCUCGAGGUCGCAGUUUUUAUAAUCCGGCAUUUUUCUUUUAAAGAGGUCGUUGGGAUUUUGCGCGUCUGCAAGGCCUGGGAGCGCUUUUUCAGCUCUAUGUCUAAUCUAUGGAUGCAUAUCGAUCUCACCGGUGCCCGGGGAAAAGUGCCUUGGACCGCUGUGAGAUCGUACAUUCGGCGAUCUAAGGCAAUGCUCACCCACGCCAGUAUUAAGAACUUGGCAACUCCCUCUACGCCGAAGACUCUAGAAUUCCUCAGUCGCUGCCCGCGCCUGGAACAUCUCGAACUACGGGUCUCCCACGACUCAAAGGAUUUUUAUCUCAAGUUCAAAGGCAGCAAGCGAUUAAAGAGUCUCAUUCUUUCAGCAGACAUGCCAAUUUCACAUGAUUAUUUUGGCAGACUACUGGCCGAUCUGCCUGGACUCGAGCGCAUUGCGCUAUGGAAUGUUAAGGGGUCGACUAUGGAGUUUUAUAACUCUGGACAGUGGCCCAAAUCCCUUCCAAAUCUCAAGAGCAUUACGCUGGCAACAAGACAAGCCUCGCCCAGGCACUCGAUGCAACAUAUGCCCGUUUUAUGUAUUCCUGGACUCGGAACAGCUGACGAAACUCCAACAUAUCCGAAUUUGGAAGAGCUGCGCCUGGACUGGGAUCCUCCAGUCUAUAAAGCGUAUACCUUCCUAGCCGAUGGCGAGGAUCGAAAUCUUCCGCCCCUUCGCCGAUUGGAGCUCCGAGGGAAAACGAUAGAGUCAGACUUUUGCACCGUCUUGCCUCGAACCAUCGAGUACCUCCAUCUUCAAGGUGGGACUGCAAGGCGGCCUCUUUACUUGGAUCCUCCCGACGGUGCGUUUUCGAAAUUGCACACCCUCAUUUUCCGGGAUACGGGGUUUAUCACGGGAGCAACACUAUCCGCAUUUUUAAUUGACGCCCAACCCCCACUCCGAACAUUACAUCUGGAUGAAUGCUUUAGUCUCAACAUUCAUGAUUUACUCGGGCUAGUCCUGAGCCAAGAUACUCCCAAUUCCGAGCUGGAGAAAAUCCAGGAUUUGAGUCUCUCCCACGCGGGAGGUGUCGACGACACUGUCGUCCGGCGCAUUUAUGAGACAUUCCGGGAGCUCAAGGUGCUCAAUCUCUCCUACACCCGCAUAUCGGGCGUUACGAUCCGCCUCCUCGCUGACGCUCGAGCCUCCGACUCUCCCGAACGGGCACAACUCGAUCGUUUGAUCGUGCGGGGCUGCGAGGGUCUUUCUUCGGAUGCCGUGGCCUACGGACGCGAGAGGGGACUGGAGGUGAUCACUUGA
This is a messenger RNA of Penicillium macrosclerotiorum, 1707 nucleotides long. Its product is annotated as Leucine Rich Repeat domain protein. The transcript has 6 exons. Gene Ontology annotation, molecular function: Hsp90 protein binding. NCBI's taxonomy places the organism in Eukaryota, Fungi, Ascomycota, Eurotiomycetes, Eurotiales, Aspergillaceae. The record is from RefSeq and is a predicted model, not a curated record. Bases 1 to 1707 code for a protein of 568 amino acids.